Messenger RNA from Ceratotherium simum simum (southern white rhinoceros), 837 nucleotides. NCBI's taxonomy places the organism in Eukaryota, Metazoa, Chordata, Mammalia, Perissodactyla, Rhinocerotidae. The record is from RefSeq and is a predicted model, not a curated record.
AUGAGCAAAAUCUUGAUUAAGCAAGGGCAAAAACUACAAGAAUGGAUCAGGUGGUAUGAAAGUGAUGAUGAUGAUGAUGAUGAAGUCAAGUUACAAAAUAGUGGGGUGUACACACCAAACAACUUGGAUAAGAGCUGUGAACGAAUGAUGCAGGAAGCUGAAAGCCAAAAGAAUUAUCAUCGAUCUAUCUACGUGACUGUGGCACCCUCUAGACUGAAGAUUCCUGAAGAGCAGUACCAUGAUGCAUGCAAAUUUGCAAGGCCUGUUUUCAGUGAGGACCUUCACUCCAGCCUGUACUUUGUCAAUGCAUCUCUGCAAGAGGUAGUGUUUGCGAGCACCACGGGGACCCUGGUGCCCUGCCCCGCUGCAGGCAUCCCUCCUGUGUCUCUCAGAUGGUACCUGGCGACGGGCGAGGAGAUCUACGAUGUUCCCGGGAUCCGCCACGUCCACCCCAACGGCACUCUCCAAAUUUUCCCCUUCCCUCCUUCAAGCUUUAGUACCUUAAUCCAUGAUAAUACUUAUUAUUGCACAGCUGAAAAUCCUUCAGGGAAAAUUAGAAGUCAGGAUGUCCACAUCAAGGCUGUUUUACGGGAGCCCUAUACAGUCCGUGUGGAGGACCAGAAAACCAUGAGAGGCAAUGUCGCGGUCUUCAAGUGCAUUAUCCCCUCCUCGGUGGAGGCGUACAUCACUGUCAUCUCAUGGGAGAAAGACACUGUUUCACUCAUCUCAGUGUCUGAGCUCCACCCAUGGAGGUUGCCAAAAAUGCCCAGGGAAGGAGAUCCUGAAGGCACUGGAGAUGACAAAAUGGUUAAAAACAUUGGGGAUCUUAAUAAAUAA